GACUUCCAGCGUCCAAUAUCGGAAUAUUUUAGUCCAAUCAAGAAUAGUGCGCGCGACCAGCUCACGAUCUAUUGAACAGAUAUAAAAGAUAAUAGGGAAUUAAAGUAACGAUAAAAGUAACGGCUGAAUUCGUUACCGUUACUGUAAAAAUGUAACGACGUUACCAUUACCGUUACAGACAUAAAAAAGUAACGAUCAUUACCGAAAAAAAGUAACGAAAAUGGUAACGGCGUUACAAGUAACGCGUUACUUCCCAACCCUGGCUUUUUCCUGCUGUGCCAUCUUAUAACCGUCCUUUCUUGCGGAGAAUUAGAUACUGAAUUUAGAAGGCACUGGUACAGACGUAACGAAACGUCCCCAAAUAUUGCUCGUAAAAGCUCAAGAGCAGAGAUAUGAUUGUUUCCACUAUAAAUAUUGGUAUCGGUUUGAAUACUUCUUAUUACGUUACAAAAUCCUAUUAUACAUUAAUCGAUCACGUAAAUUUUACACUAUAACAUUAAAAUACACGUUAAUACCUUAAAAAUCCUUAGCUGUAACAGAUUCGAUAUGAACUAUACUGUUCUCGUUACUUUACGACGCACUAUCUAUGCAAAAACUGUACUUAUAAUGCAAGAGAUAAAUUUUUGUUAACUCAUUCUUGUAUCGGCAGUACAAAUUAUUCUCAAGCGAACGCCGGUAAGUAUAAAUAGUAGAAAAACUUAUCUAUGUGCAAGCCUCUUAAUGGAUUUCACUGAAGCCACUUUAUGUUAGUACUGUUCGAGCCGUCGAGGCAAGAACUCGCAGCCCAAAUCAGUAUUCUAAAUUAUUUUGUCAUAACUAGUCGCGUAUUCAAGUAAAAUGUCCCACGCUGAAGAUUCUCAGAGAUGGAUCGACGAAGUGAUGGCCAGGAUCAUCGAGAAUCUUGGACUGGACGUUGACAAAGCUCGAUACGAGUUAUCCAAGACUGUCAAUUUUAUUGCAACCGCCAUGUAUUAUGUACGUCUGCAAUUUAAGAAUAAGACAAACGAUCAGCACGAGGAACUGUCCGUGGUGCUGAAGAGACCCUUGAUAGAGAAACUUAGUCAGAUGAUUCGCAUCGACCUUCAAUUUCACAACGAGAUUCUAUUCUAUCAAAUGUACGUCCAACCGAACGAGAGGCAUCUUUAUGCAAGAUAUUACCACGUUGAUAAACAGCCGUCCAGCGAUUCUGUGAUCGCCCUAGAGAACGUCAACGAACGAGGAUACUAUUCUUGUUCGUACCCGUACAAUGCUCCUUUAGAAUACACAUUGGCGGCGAUGCGCGAGUUGGGACGAUUUCACGGCAAAGGAUACGUCAUGAAGGAACUGCAACCGCAAAAAUUCUCCGACAUCGUAGCGCGACUACAAGAGGUUCGAUUUGUGAAGACGGGGAACAUAUACGAGACCAUUUUGAAUGUUAAAGGGACUCGAGCGGUGGAAUAUCUUCGCAGACAAGGCUACGAUACAGUUUUCUGCGACAAGAUGGAAGCCUUGCUUUCAAACGGGUUUGACGAAGUGUUAAUGAAGACAAUGGGGCGGCUUGAACCUUUGUCUACGUUGUGCCAUGGCGAUUUUGUACUGCCCAAUAUUCUCUUCAAGACACUUGCGGGUGGGCAGUAUCACGCGAUGCUGGUCGAUUUCGCGCUUAUAACUUAUGCAACGCCCGUUGUCGAUCUAUCCACGUAUCUCUGCCUCUGCUGCACGAAUGAGGAGAGAAGAGAAAAAUUUUCCGACAUCAUGCACGCUUACCACGAUGCGCUAAUGGAACAUCUGCUGGCCGCUGGCAUUCGAGACACUGAGAAGUAUUCGUACAACGCUUUGUUGGAUGAUUUUAGGAGGGGUGCUCUCUUCGGUUUUCUUCUCGCAUGUCACUUUUUACCGGUGUUACUGGGUUGUCUCGAAUCAGAAGUAAUGGUACGAGAAAUAAUCAGUCUAGGUGCGUUGGAAAGUGCAAAGAAGCAGAAAUAUCUCGGUGGAGACGAAGUAUGUAAAAUACUUGCUGAUAUGUUGCUACAUCUGAGAGAUCUUGGCUGCUUGGAACACAUCUUAUAAUGUGAGAUAAUUUGCAGAAAAUA
Vollenhovia emeryi is the source of this 2072-nucleotide messenger RNA. RefSeq lists its product as uncharacterized. The transcript has a single exon. The record is from RefSeq and is a predicted model, not a curated record. NCBI's taxonomy places the organism in Eukaryota, Metazoa, Arthropoda, Insecta, Hymenoptera, Formicidae. The coding region runs from base 838 to 2049 and encodes 403 amino acids.